This is a messenger RNA of Naegleria fowleri, 2511 nucleotides long. RefSeq lists its product as uncharacterized. Gene Ontology annotation, cellular component: signal recognition particle, endoplasmic reticulum targeting. The transcript has a single exon. The coding region runs from base 1 to 2511 and encodes 836 amino acids. The record is from RefSeq and is a predicted model, not a curated record. NCBI's taxonomy places the organism in Eukaryota, Heterolobosea, Eutetramitea, Acrasida, Naegleriidae. Gene Ontology annotation, molecular function: 7S RNA binding; signal recognition particle binding; endoplasmic reticulum signal sequence receptor activity. Gene Ontology annotation, biological process: SRP-dependent cotranslational protein targeting to membrane.
AUGAGCCAACAAGAACAACAACAUCAAUCAUCAUCGCUGUCCACAAGAACAACCAACAGCGAGGAACAACAGACUGCUGCUUCUGUCGUCCCUGAAGACAAUGGCCCUCCACCAAAGAUUCAAAUGAAACUCCACAUUCUCCAACUCAUCAAACAAAAACAAAAUGAGAAUGGAUUGAAACACUUGGAUUAUGAUUCAUACCGAAGAUAUUGUACCAAGAGAUUGCGCAAGCUUCGAACCUUGUUGGAUAUGAAACACAAAAAGGAGUCUAAAUUCACCCAAACCCCAAAGAAAAAAAAGAAGAAUUUAAAGUCUACCACGAUCAAUGCUCCCUCAACCGCAACGAGUGCUGUUGAGUCAACAAGUUCAACCACUCAGCCAUCAUCAUCAACGACUACUCCUGCGACCAACGCUGUUGUUGUUGAUGGUAUUAAAAACUCUUCUCUCUACUCUCAAAAGAAAAUGAGCGAAAAGAUUGUUGAACGCUACAAGGAAAAGAGAGAAAUUCAAAUCAAAAAAUUAAGAGAACAAGCAUUGAGAAAUCUCAUUCGUGAAAAUGUUGAAAAGCAAAUUCAUGAACAAAAGGAAAAAUUAUUGGCUACAUUUGUGAAAAAGAAGAAAAAGGAAUCUAAAAAGACUGAUAAGAAUCUUCAAUACGAUCCUGAAUUCCUCAGUGAGCUCUAUACUCGCAUCAAUACUAAUCCUACAAUUACUGACGAAGAGAUUGAAGAACAUGUCAAGAAAUUGUUGAACUCUGAGACCAACACUACGUCUGAUGAAAGCAAUUUCAUUGUCAAGGGAGAUGAAAGAUUCCUUCAUUUACUUCUUGUUCAAGCGGAGAGAGCGUGGAGUCAUUCCAGACAUUUGAGAAAUGAAAUGAAACAAUAUCCUGAUAACUCUCGUAUCAAAUUCCAUCAAUUGAAUCGAUUGAAAAAGGCAGUCAAAUGGUCUAAACUCUUAUUAGACUAUUGUAAUGUCUUUUCUGAUGAUCAACAUUCUAUUUUAGAAGCUGAAGCCUAUCACUCGUACAUGUUAGGUUUAUAUUAUUUAGAAAAGGAAGAAUGGGCUGAAGCAUUGAAAUUAUUUAAACAAUCUCAAACCGUCUAUGAUCAACUGUAUAAGGUAUUAACUUCCAUUCCACAACAAGUGAGAGAAGAAUAUAAAAAGCAAGUGAAUGAAAUUGCUGUGAAUUAUAUGAGAUUGUGUGAAUACAAUUUGAAGAAGAUUCAAGGUGGUGAUUUGUUACUUCAACAAUUAGAAUCAAAUUCACAACAAUUAGAUUUGAUUCAACUCAAAUUGAGUCAAGUCAAAGAUGCUGAAGAUAAGAGUUUACCAUCCACUCAACAAAAAGUGGAAUGGGAAGGUGUCAUGUCCAUUAUCAUUCCAAAUGAAAAGAUUAGAGUCAAUUUGGCAAAUGGUAAAGCACUCUUAGACGCAGACUAUAAAACUGUGGAGAGCAAAUUGAGAGCCUUUGACAAAUUGUUUGGAAUUUAUAAUGAUACCAUGAGAAUGAUUCGAGAAGAGAUGAAGAUUCUCUCGAGUGGUGGUAGUGCCACCACUUCUCAAAAACGUGGCAGUGGACAUUCUUCUUCUCACUUCAAUAGUAGCUUUACAAGUUUGAAUGCCACUGAACAAUUGAAUCAAUUGAGAUUCCUUCAUAGUUAUGUGAGUUAUGUGUUAGGAAGCAAGACCAUUGAAAGAAAUGUCAUCAUGUUGCAAUCAUUACUCGAUCGAUUGGAUACCAUUCAACAACAAGUACAAAAAGAAAGAAUUGAAAAGAAACAAAAAACCAAUCCAGUGGAUGUCAUUCGAUUGUUUGAUGGUUUACUUCAAAAUGUGAAUGAUCUCUCUGAUUUGUUGCAAUCAAUUAAUAUUAAUCCUGAGAGUGCUAAAAAGUUACAAACAGAUUUGGAUGAAAAGAAGAAUGUAUUUACUUCCUAUCGAUGUUAUUAUAUGGCUCAUGCAUAUGCUUUACAACACAAAUGGGCUGAAUGUUAUUUAUUAUUAGAAAGAUCGGAACAAUUAUUGAAUCAAUUAAUGUUGAAGAAUUCUUCAACUUUUUCUCUUCCAAAUCCAAAAGAUAUUUUAUCUGAAAUUAGAAAGGCAAAGAUUACAGCAAAAUCACAACAAAUACUCUCCACUAAGAAACGUCAAGGAACUUCAAUUUUAUCUGCCUAUGAUAGUGAUGAUGAAAAGGAGAAGAAACAACAACAACAAGAGGUGAUUAAAUUGAUUAGUGAGAAACCACUCACCUCUCGAAUGGAUCAAUUCAUUAUUCCUUCCAAGACUGUUGUUGAGAAUUUGCAGAGCUAUAGUUUGGUUGAAUUACCACCCAAGUAUCAAUUAAUUCCUAACAAACCAGUGUUCUUUGAUAUUGCCAAUAGUUUGGUUUGUGAAUAUCCAACCGACUUUAUUGAUGAACAAGUGAAGGAAUUAUCCAAGAGUGUUGUAGUUGUUGUGGAAAAACCACCAGAAGAGCCAAAGAAGAAGGGUUGGUUUGGAUUGUGGUGA